AUGUUUCGCGCACAGCAAAACGCCUUUGACGAUGCAGUCGCCAAGGCGACCGACGAGAACCUGACUUCCGAGAACUGGGAAUACAUCCUGGAUGUCUGCGAUAAAGUUGGUGCUGAGGAGUCAGGAGCGAAAGAUGCCGUCGCUGCUAUGAUUAAGAGACUUGCGCACAGAAACGCCAAUGUGCAGCUUUAUACUUUGGAGUUGGCGAACGCCCUCGCUCAGAACUGCGGUCCCAAGAUUCAUCGCGAGCUUGCCUCUAGGAGCUUCACCGAUGCUCUGCUACGUCUAGCGAAUGAUAGAAACACCCAUCAACAGGUCAAGUCGAAGAUCCUAGAACGCAUGCAGGAAUGGACGGAGAUGUUCGCCAGUAACCCGGAUUUCGGAAUCAUGGAACAAGCUUACAUGAAGCUGAAGACUCAGAACCCGAACCUGCAGCCUCCGUCGAAGCCCGGAAAGCGGGAAAUCACCGAUUCAGAUCGCCAAAAGGAAGAGGAGGAGCUGCAAAUGGCCCUUGCACUGUCGAUAAGAGAAAAGGCCACGACUGCCCCUGCUCCACAGCCCGAGGCCAGCUCCAGUGCUGCUCCAGUCCACCAAAACCAGACACCUGCUGCCACGUCCCAGGCCGUCCCCUCGGGUACUUCUGCCGCCACAGUCUCGCGCGUGAGAGCCCUGUUCGACUUUCAGCCUUCGGAACCCGGUGAACUGCAGUUCCGCAAGGGAGAUGUCAUCGCUGUUCUCGAGUCUGUCUACAAGGAUUGGUGGAAGGGUUCCUUGAGAGGCCAGACCGGCAUCUUUCCCCUUAACUACGUCGAGAAACUUCCAGACCCGACGGUGGAGGAGUUGCAGCGGGAAGCCCAGAUGGAAGCCGACGUGUUUGGUCAGAUCAAGAACGUGGAGAAGUUGUUGACCCUUCUGAGCACUCGCAGCUCCGAGCUGAAUGUGCAGGACAAUGAGGAGAUCACGGCAUUGUACCACUCCACAUUGGCCAUUCGCCCCAAGCUGAUCGAGCUCAUUGGGAAGUACUCGCAGAAGAAGGACGAGUUCACACAGCUCAAUGAAAAGUUCAUCAAGGCGCGGAGGGAUUACGAGUCUCUGCUGGAGGCGUCCAUGGCGCACCCCGCACAACCCCAAUAUGGCCGACCGGCUCAACCUCCAUACGGCUAUCCUGGUGCCGCUCCUGUGGGAUAUCCUCAAGGUCCGCCACAGGCUGAUCCUCAACGCUACUUCAGCCCCCGUCCUCAAGAAUCACAAGCCCCUCCGGCCAAUGCGCCUGCAUUCUACAGCGCAGACCAAGCGCACCCAUACCCUCCCACUUCACAAUCGCCCGAUCCCCGUCAGACACCACCCGCUGGCGCCCCGUAUCAGCAGCCACAGCAGCCGCCGCCGCAGCAGCGCCAGCCCUCCUCGGAGUCCUACCAGCCCGUGUACCACCGUCCGGAAUCCACAUACGAGAAUCCCCAAGAACUCGGCACAUCUGUCUACGAUUCCCCGGUUGAGCAUCCCGCCAGCCAGAGACCACCAUACCCCGGCGCCGUGCAGGUCCCCGCCGCAGUGCAGCAGCAUUUCCAACAGCAACAGCAGCCGCAACAGCAACAACAACAACCGCACCCGGAAUACCCUGCUUCAGGCUACGCUCCUGAAGACGCCUCCAGACCCCCUCCUGCCCACCAAGCACAGCCUCCCUACCCUUCACACCAACCGCCGCCUAUGCACCAGCCCCCGCCUGUCCCAGGUACAUCCACAACGCCAACACCCUAUCCUGCUUUGAACGUCGGAGGCGGAUACCAGGCGUAUAACCCGUCUCAAACGGACGUAUCUAACCCCGCGUCAUUCUACCGGUGA
Molecule: messenger RNA, 1842 nt
Organism: Aspergillus luchuensis
Lineage: Eukaryota; Fungi; Ascomycota; Eurotiomycetes; Eurotiales; Aspergillaceae
Gene: HSE1
Product: ESCRT-0 subunit protein HSE1
Exons: 9
Coding region: 1-1842 (613 amino acids)
Biological process (GO): protein transport to vacuole involved in ubiquitin-dependent protein catabolic process via the multivesicular body sorting pathway
Cellular component (GO): ESCRT-0 complex
Molecular function (GO): phosphatidylinositol binding; ubiquitin binding
Source: RefSeq, a predicted model, not a curated record